This is a messenger RNA of Vanrija pseudolonga, 948 nucleotides long. It is a transcript of the gene mtr3, whose product is annotated as Exosome complex component mtr3. Gene Ontology annotation, cellular component: cytoplasmic exosome (RNase complex); nuclear exosome (RNase complex); nucleolus. The record is from RefSeq and is a predicted model, not a curated record. The coding region runs from base 57 to 800 and encodes 247 amino acids. NCBI's taxonomy places the organism in Eukaryota, Fungi, Basidiomycota, Tremellomycetes, Trichosporonales, Trichosporonaceae. The transcript has 6 exons. Gene Ontology annotation, biological process: nuclear mRNA surveillance; U4 snRNA 3'-end processing; rRNA catabolic process.
UCUGGCUCUGUUGUUGAUCCUCAACCUUCUCCCAACAUUGAACACCAUACACCACAAUGGCCACUACAUUCGACCGCCGUCGAAUCGCGGCGCCCGAGGACUCUCACCCGCCCAUCUACGAGAAUGCCGCGUCGUCGAGCUCAAAGCAGGCAGACUCUGGAUCAGUCUACCUGAAGACUGGACUGGUGACUCAGGCAAACGGAAGUGCAUAUAUCGAGGCCAACGGCGUUAAGAUUGCAUGCUCUGCGUUUGGACCGCGUCCCAAGCCUCCACCCUACUCCCCCCAAGGCUCGCUGAACGUCGAGGUCAAGUUUGCACCUUUCGCAAGCCACUCACGACGAGCACCACUGAGAGAUACUGAGCCCGUCAACCACUCGGUCCUCCUGACCCAGCUGUUGCUGCCAUCGCUCCGCCUUCACCUCCUCCCCAAGCUGUCGAUUGAUGUCCACGUGCUCGUCCUGGAGGGUGACUCGGACGCGGCGGUUCUUUCGGCUGGCCUGACAGCUUGCUCUGCUGCCAUUGCCGACGCUGGGAUCCCCAUGUCUGGUCUCACUGUUGGGAGCUCUGUGGCUUCUCACGACGAUUCGCUACUCUUGAACCCAGCGGCGAGCGACUUGGCCUCUGCACAGGCGACUGUGACUGUUGGAGCCAUGCCCGCCCUUGGCAGGAUAACCAGCUUCCACUUUGUCGGAGAGGCGGACCUCGAUGAGGCUUGCAAGAUGGUGGAGCUUGGCGUGACUGGAGCCAAGCCGACGCACACGAUUCUGGCCCAAGCUCUGGUCGAAAGCUCUACAGCGUGAGCGCCAUGGUCAGCAUGGACUGAGAGCGGCCAGCUGCGGCGAAGCGCGUGUUGUAAUCUUACUAGAGUCAGUGGCACAGCUCUACCAGCAGUCAAGGUGUGACAGUGACCACCCAAAGUCAUUGCAGCCACAAAACGUCAUUGAGGAC